CCAACCUGCCCUCUACCAAGUUGCGUUGCGCCCCCUCCCCUCCUGCCCUCUCUCUGCCUAAAAUGGACUCGUCAGCCGCGCGCAUCACCCGAGCAGCGGCAACAGCAACAGCAGCAGAAGCAGCAUCAGUCAAUUUCGGCGCCUGGGGGAGUCAACCGCUCGCGUUGUUCACCCACGUCUCCACUCGCGCGAUGGCGGCGGCCGCGGCGCAGAUGGGGGUGGGCGCCUAGACCCACGGGUGAAGUGUUCCCGAAGGCCAGCGCGAGUGGUAGCGUCUGGUACCGAGGCAUUGCCUCCAUCGAUGCUACAUUAACAAUAGAGGAAAGAUGGAGCUGAUCAGAAUCCUUAUAAUUAUAGUAUCUCUUCUCCCAUUCGCAGCGUCUGAUCGCCAAGGUGACGCAUUAUAUGAUAUGAAGCUGAAACUGAAUGCUACUGGCACACAGCUAACUGACUGGAACCAGAAUCAAGUCAACCCCUGUACUUGGAAUUCUGUUAUUUGUGACAGUAGCAAUAAUGUCGUGCAAGUAACAUUGGCUUCUAUGGGAUUCACUGGAGUUCUAUCGCCACGAAUUGGAGACCUUGAGCAUUUGAAUGUUCUGUCCUUGCCUGGUAACAAGAUUACCGGUGGCAUACCAGAGCAGCUUGGCAACCUAUCUAGCCUGACAAGCUUAGAUUUGGAAGACAACUUGCUGGUUGGAGAAAUCCCAUCUUCUCUUGGACAUCUUUCGAAGCUCCAACUCUUGAUACUGAGUCAAAACAGUCUAAAUGGAUCUAUUCCUGAUACCCUGGCAACUAUCUCAAGCUUGACAGAUAUUCGGUUAGCGUACAAUAAUCUCUCUGGUUCAAUACCUGCUCCACUAUUUGAAGUUGCACGUUACAACUUUUCUGGUAAUAACUUGACUUGUGGAGCAAACUUUGCCAAUGCUUGUGUAUCAAGUUCAUCUUACCAAGGUGCGUCCCGUGGUUCAAAAAUUGGCAUCGUCCUUGGAUCAGUUGGUGGAGUGAUAGGGCUACUCAUCAUAGGGGCUCUGUUUAUUAUCUGUAACGGAAGGAAAAAGAACCAUCUACGUGAAGUUUUUGUGGAUGUAUCAGGUGAGGAUGACCGAAGAAUCGCAUUUGGCCAGUUGAAACGAUUUGCAUGGCGAGAACUGCAACUCGCUACCGAUAAUUUCAGUGAGAAAAAUGUUCUUGGACAGGGGGGUUUUGGAAAAGUAUAUAAAGGAGCCCUUCCAGAUGGCACUAAGAUAGCGGUGAAACGAUUAACUGAUUAUGAAAGUCCUGGUGGGGAGUCUGCCUUCUUGCGUGAGGUUGAGCUGAUUAGUGUUGCAGUUCACCGGAAUCUUUUACGGUUGAUUGGCUUCUGUACAACACAAACGGAACGUCUGCUUGUUUAUCCUUUCAUGCAGAAUCUUAGUGUGGCCUACCGUUUGCGAGAAUUUAAACCUGGGGAACCAAUAUUAGAUUGGACUGCAAGGAAACGAGUGGCUAUAGGCACCGCUCGUGGACUGGAGUACCUGCACGAGCACUGCAAUCCCAAGAUCAUACACCGUGAUGUGAAGGCUGCAAAUGUGUUGCUUGAUGAAGGUUUCGAACCAGUUGUUGGUGACUUUGGCUUGGCGAAGUUGGUGGAUGUACAGAAGACAUCCGUGACCACGCAAGUCCGUGGAACCAUGGGUCACAUUGCACCUGAAUAUCUGUCCACAGGGAAGUCAUCUGAGAGAACUGAUGUUUUCGGUUAUGGUAUAAUGCUUCUGGAAGUGGUCACUGGGCAGCGCGCCAUUGACUUUUCCCGCUUGGAGGAAGAAGACGAUGUCUUAUUGCUUGAUCAUGUCAAGAAGCUACAAAGAGAAGGGCAGCUAGACGCUAUCGUGGAUCGCAACUUGAGCAGCAACUUUGACAGGCAGGAGGUGGAGAUGAUGAUGCAGAUCGCGCUGCUGUGCACCCAAGGGUCACCCGAGGACCGGCCCUCCAUGUCUGAGGUCGUCCGUAUGCUCGAAGGGGAAGGCCUAGCCGAGCGCUGGGAGGAGUGGCAGCAGGUCGAGGUGUCGAGGAGGCAAGACUACGAGCGGAUGCAGCAGCGGUUUGACUGGGGCGAGGAUUCCAUCUACAACCAGGACGCGAUCGAGCUUUCUUCCGGCAGAUGAGAGCGUCAGUUUGCAGGUUUCCAACACAGAUUCGCAGCGCAGUAUGAUGCCAUCCUUCGUAGAAAAUAUAGCUGAAAACGUAUAUACAUAUUGUCGUACGUUAAUGUUGGUGACUAUAUUUAAAUUUUUUGCAGUUAAGGAUGAUUAAGAACUUUGUUUUGUGUUGCGUUGGCGGACGUUGUUGAAGAAAAAAGAGGGAGUACAGAUGCAUAAUCCUUGCAACUUUUAGGUA
Messenger RNA from Brachypodium distachyon (stiff brome), 2376 nucleotides. Its product is annotated as LRR receptor kinase SERK2. The record is from RefSeq and is a predicted model, not a curated record. NCBI's taxonomy places the organism in Eukaryota, Viridiplantae, Streptophyta, Magnoliopsida, Poales, Poaceae. The transcript has 12 exons. Gene Ontology annotation, biological process: protein phosphorylation. Bases 327 to 2144 code for a protein of 605 amino acids. Gene Ontology annotation, molecular function: ATP binding; protein kinase activity; protein binding.